Messenger RNA from Juglans microcarpa x Juglans regia, 1538 nucleotides. Its product is annotated as IAA-amino acid hydrolase ILR1-like 4. The record is from RefSeq and is a predicted model, not a curated record. Gene Ontology annotation, biological process: auxin metabolic process. The transcript is spliced from 5 exons. Gene Ontology annotation, molecular function: IAA-Ala conjugate hydrolase activity. The coding region runs from base 101 to 1390 and encodes 429 amino acids. Gene Ontology annotation, cellular component: endoplasmic reticulum. Lineage: Eukaryota; Viridiplantae; Streptophyta; Magnoliopsida; Fagales; Juglandaceae.
GGCUUACCUUUGCCCUCUUUCUUGUUAGUGAAUAGUGACCGACCAAACUAGACCACGUUUUGAUCUUCCUACCCUCUCUUUUCUCUUUAUCUGUUCUCCAAUGAAGCGUCUGCAUUUGUUGUUGUUGUUAUCGGUGUUUUUAUGUCUUAUAAAAUGGGCUCUGGGGAGCGGUUCGGGAUCGGAGCUGACUCAGUUGACCCGGGAGUUGUUGGUUUCGGCCAGGGAACCGGAAUUCUCGGAUUGGUUGAAAAGUGUUCGACGGAGAAUCCACGAGAACCCGGAGUUGGCCUUUGAAGAGCACGACACGAGUCGACUUAUUAGAUCGGAGCUGGAGUCGUUUGGGAUCAAGUACGAGUGGCCGGUCGCCGAGACUGGGAUCGUGGGUUCUAUUGGGCCCGGGGUGCAGCCCUGGUUCGCUCUUCGGGCAGACAUGGAUGCUCUCCCUAUCCAGGAAUUGGUAGAGUGGGAGCACAAGAGCAAGAACCCAGGAAAAAUGCAUGCUUGCGGCCAUGAUGCUCAUGUGACAAUGCUGCUUGGAGCCGCUAAGUUACUUCAGCAGAGAAGGACUCAAUUAAAGGGCACUGUUAAGCUUGUUUUCCAACCUGGAGAAGAAGGUCGUGCAGGAGCUUUUCACAUGUUAAAAGAGGGAGCGCUUGAUGAGAUUCAAGCCAUUUUUGGAUUACAUGUUGCACCAGCAUUACCCACUGGUGCAAUUGGUUCGAGACCUGGUCAAUUUCUUGCUGGCUCUGGCAGGUUUUUAGCCACAAUCCGAGGGAAGGGUGGGCAUGCAGCUAAUCCCCACAAAACUAGAGAUCCAGUUCUCGCAGCAUCAUCAGCUAUUGUCUCACUCCAACAUAUUGUUUCCCGGGAAACGGAUCCUCUGGAGGCAAGGGUGGUCUCUAUUGGGUUCGUUGAGGGUGGCCGGGCAGAAAAUGUAAUCCCUGAGACAGUGAGAUUUGGAGGCACUUUCCGGAGCAUGAGUUCAGAAGGUUUACUCUACCUUAUGCAAAGAAUUAAAGAGGUGAUCGAGAUGCAAGCAGCAGUGCAUGGAUGCAAUGGCACAGUGGACUUCAUGAAAGAUAAAUUGAGGCCUUAUCCGGCGACUAUCAACGAUGAAGCUCUGUACAAGCAUGCAAAAAAGAUCGGAGAACAUUUGCUUGGGGAACCCAAUUUCCAUCUUCUUUCAAUGUCUAUGGGAGCUGAGGACUUCAGCUUCUACUCACAGAAGAUGCCUUCUUCAUUUUUCAUGAUUGGGACCAAGAAUGAAACUCUAAAACCAGGUGGACAGUUGCACUCACCAUACUUGGUUCUUGAUGAGGAGGUUCUUCCCAUUGGAGCAGCUCUCCAUGCUGCCGUAGCAAUUUCUUACUUGGAUGGCCAUCCUGUUUAGACUCCAUAGAUACUUUGGGUGUGUUGCCUCUACGACGAUGGAAAACCACCAAAGGAAAACAUGUAUUCUUCAAUUUGUAUCUGGUUCACCAGAUAAACAAAUACUCGGUGAUACUUUUGAGAUUAUGUCACACGAAGUAUUCUAAAAA